Mercenaria mercenaria is the source of this 1329-nucleotide messenger RNA. Its product is annotated as sulfotransferase 1A1-like. The record is from RefSeq and is a predicted model, not a curated record. Gene Ontology annotation, molecular function: sulfotransferase activity. Gene Ontology annotation, biological process: sulfation. The coding region runs from base 355 to 1122 and encodes 255 amino acids. The transcript has 6 exons. Gene Ontology annotation, cellular component: cytoplasm. Lineage: Eukaryota; Metazoa; Mollusca; Bivalvia; Venerida; Veneridae.
AGGACGUCUAUAUUUAGAUCAGCAUGACAUCAACAUUUUACUGCUUUUUAUCAGACACCGAGUGAUAUAAAUAUCGAAGAUUAGGUAUAGUUUGCUGUACUUUCUCGUUGACAAAAAGGGAGCUAAAGAAAGUUAUUUGAAAACAAAUUACUGGUGUUGAAAACGGUUUGUUAGUUCAAUUAUCGAGUGCGAAAAGGAUGUCAAAAAUUACACUAGAACUGCCUGAUGGAAAGAAAGCUGAAUAUAUUCAUGCUUAUGGCAUAACAUACAACAGUGCCACUGUCAAAAACCAUUUCCCAGACGGAGACUUGAAAUCGCACAUUGAAGAUAUUCGGAGGCUAGAAAUACGAGACGAUGAUAUAUAUCUUGCCACGUAUCCCAAAUGCGGAUUUUCCCCCCUUAGGCACACACUGGGUUUGGGAGAUUUUGGUGAUGCUGAAACGCGGAAACGCCGUAUAUGAAACAAAAGUCAAGGAAGCAGCAUUUCUGGACUUCCGGUCUCCUGAUCAAGUCAAAAAUAUUCCGUCUCCACGGGUUCUGAAUUGCCACUACCCGUGCAAACUAGCGCCAAAAGGAAUAUUUAAGAAGGAAAUAAAGAUAGUGCAUGUUAUGAGGAAUCCGAAGGAUGCUUUUGUGUCAUUUUACCAUCAUCAUAAGCAUUUUAACAGCGGAUCUUUCAUAAGCUUCGGAGACUACCUUCCACAAAUGAUCGGAGAAUAUGGAAUAUAUCAGUUUUAUCCAUGGUUUCAAUACGUCAAGGAAUGGGAACGAUUUACAAAAGCACAUCCGGAGCAGAUUCUUAAUCUAUUUUACGAAGAUUUAAAAGAGGAUCCUGUUCGAGAGAUAAAGAAAAUCAACAGUUUUCUAGGAACGGACCGAAGUGACGAUCUUAUUUUGGAUAUUGCAAAAGCAUGUGACUUUCACAAUCUUAAGAAGGCCGACGCGGAAGUUAAAGUUAAGGAGAGCUUCAUGAAAGAUGAUGGAAGACCGUCUCCUAUGUAUAGAAAAGGUCAGGUUGGAGACUGGAAAAAUCACUUUACAGUAGCACAGAAUGAAAAGGUCGAUGAGUGGCUGGCAGAUAAUUUAAUAGAUACAGAUCUGAAAUUUAGAUACACACUGUGACAUCUGUCACAGUGAAAUAUAACUGAAUUCUGGAAAAGAAAUACUGUAUCACCCGUCAGUGGUGUUUGUGUAUUGCUAUGCAUAAAUGAAAACAAUACAAGCCUUAGAGUGAGAUAUAAUGAAAUUAAUUUUACAUUAUUUUAAAUUGAUAUUCUGUAAAUUGAAAUUAUCUUAAUAAAUUUGGAAGAAUAUCUUCGCUAUCAUCAA